UGCGCGUCCCAGUCAUGUGACAACACCUCAGCACGCCUGCGCACAGAAAUAGAAGAUGGCGGAGAGUGCGGACCUGAAGCAAAUGGUGAUGAGCCUGCGGGUGUCAGAGCUGCAGGUGCUGCUGGGCUACGCUGGGCGCAACAAACAUGGACGCAAGCACGAGCUGCUGACCAAGGCACUCCACCUGCUGAAAUCCGGCUGCAGUCCUGCCGUGCACAUGAAGAUCAAAGAGCUCUACCGAAGACGCUUCCCUGCCAAAAUGGUCUCCCACCCCGAGCUGGCGCUGACCGGGCCGCACCACCCAGCGUCGGUCGGAGUCGUCGGGGGAGGCGGGGCGGCGCUGCCCGCCGGCCUGACGCAGCUGGCGUACGAGGGCCACGCCGGCCACGGCGGCGCUCCGUCGCCCGCUGCCUUACUGCCGCUCUCGCUGCUCGGACCCGGGAAGCACGAGCUGACUGCGCUGACGCACCACUUGCCCACUUCGGCCUCGCUGCACCCGGUCCACCCGGAUGUUAAGCUCCAGAGGCUGCCUUUCUACGACCUGCUCGACGAACUCAUCAAGCCGACAAGUCUAGCGUCAGACAACAGCCAGCGGUUUCAGGAGACGUGUUUCGCCUUCGCGUUAACGCCACAGCAGGUCCAGCAGAUCAGCAGCUCCAUGGACAUCUCGGGGACCAAAUGUGACUUCUCAGUUCAGGUUCAGCUCCGGUUCUGCCUGUCGGAGACAAGCUGUCCUCAGGAAGACCAUUUCCCUCCCAACCUCUGUGUCAAAGUCAACGGGAAGCCAUGCAACCUGCCGGGUUAUCUUCCUCCAACCAAAAACGGCGUCGAGCCCAAGCGGCCGAGCCGGCCGAUCAACAUUACCUCACUUGUCAGAUUGUCCACCACGGUCCCAAACACCAUCGUGGUAUCGUGGACUGCAGAGAUCGGAAGGAGUUACUCCAUGGCGGUUUACUUGGUGAAGCAGCAGUCCUCCACGGUGCUGCUACAAAGGCUGCGGGCGAAAGGCAUCAGAAACCCAGACCACUCCAGAGCGCUCAUCAAAGAGAAGCUCACAGCGGACCCUGACAGUGAAAUAGCUACAACCAGCCUGCGUGUGUCCCUGCUCUGCCCGCUGGGGAAGAUGCGGCUGAUGAUCCCGUGCCGGGCGCUGACCUGCUCCCAUCUGCAGUGCUUCGACGCCACGCUUUACAUCCAGAUGAAUGAGAAGAAGCCCACCUGGGUCUGUCCUGUCUGUGACAAGAAGGCCCCGUAUGAGCAUCUCAUCAUCGACGGACUUUUUGUGGAGAUCUUGAACAGCUGCUCAGAUUGUGAUGAGAUCCAGUUUAAGGAGGAUGGCAGCUGGGCCCCCAUGAGGUCUAAGAAGGAAGUGCAGGAGGUCUCCUCAGCUUCCCUUAACAACGGCCUGGAUGGCUCCUGUCGGACGUCUGAAGGCUCAGAUCAGCACAGCUCCUCGUCCUCCAGCCACAGCGACAGCAGCCACAGCAAAAAGGUGGAAGUGAUCGACCUGACACUCGACAGCUCCUCGGACGAAGAAGAACCAGAUUCCCCGCCGCCGCCUCCUCCUCCUCUUCCUCCUCCUCCGCCUUCCUCUGCAACACUUCCUCCUCCAGUCAAAAGAGCGUGUCCGUCUCUGUCUCCGACCUCGCCGCCUGUCAUAAACAAAGGGGUGUUGAACCUGCACCACCAGGCCUCUCCCGUCAGCCGCACCCCCAGCAUGCCAGCCAUGGACACCAACUACAUCCCUCCGGUGCCCCCACUCAUCCAGGACUACAGGCCCUACUACCACACCCCCAACGACCUGUCAGAGUUGAACUUCUUCUCUUUUCUUCAAGGAGACAAUCAUCAGCAUUACAACAUGGUCAUGGCGGCGGCGGCGGCCGCCUCGGCCUCAGAGGACCACGAGCUUCUCCUCAACCGCUUCCUGCCCUACAGCACCUCCUCGUCGGCCUCCCAGCUGUUCCUUGACCAAUCAGGUACCCCCUCGCUGACGGCGCCGACCAACGGGGUGAGCAACGCGGGCGGCGGCGCCGGCUUGAUCUCAUCCAGUAGCCUUCGAGACACUCACUCCACACACUCGUCGUCUUCGCACUCGUCCUCACACCCCUCACACACACACCCCGGGGUGGUGGCCAGUCGAAGCAGCGCCGAAGCGGCAGUGGCAGCUAUCUACGGCGGGAUACCUGACGUCAUAUCGCUGGACUGACCCGAGGCGGGGGGUGACGCUCUGGGUCCAGUGUGAAUCCAGUACCACGCCGGACCCAGUGCUGACCGCAGGGGAAACUUUUUUUUUUUUUUCUUGUUUUGCUCCAGAGAUUAGACCGGCCCCAAGUCAUCAAACUCUGUCAGCCUUUUUGGAGCCAUAAUGUGGAGAAAAGCACUAAAUAUCUGAGUGGGUGACAUCACUUUAAGGGAGGGGGAAAGGAGAGAGAUGCGGACUUGGUGUUACUGACCUCAGAUGAGAAACCAGUCCGGCGUUUGGACCACCUGAUCUUUACUGGUACAAACUUGGCACAAACAGCGGAGAUGCUGCCCGAGUGGAAAAAAAACACAAGGUUGGAGGGUUCCUUAUUGUUUUUUUUGUUUUGUUUUGUUUUUUCCUUUCUACAAAAACAAGGCGCAGCACCGUGACCAGAGAACAAAAUCUAUUUUCCUCUUUUACUUUUCUAUGUCAGGAACGUUUUCAGUGUUGUGAGCUGCUUCUGUCGCAGUUUCCAGGUGGAGGACUGGACCUCCUUUCCCUUCAACACCUGCUGCCAUGUUUGCUUAACUUUCCAUCCGCAUCUCCAACGGCAACCACGUUCCUUUUUUUUUCUCCCUCUUUGACCUCAUGUCCAGAUUCAUUGUGUAUUUUUUUCCUCUAUAAUGAGACUGAAUUAACAGUUGAAUCAUGUUGUAGUAGAUUUAAUAUUCUUUUUAACUUAUGUAUGAUAUUUAAACAGUGAAAUAUGCAUUCCCCCUUGACUUUCAGGUUGAUUCUGUGUUGGUUGUUUUCACUCCUUGUAAAGAAUCUGCCGGCAUACAGCAUUUAAACUGUCGAAGCUAUUUAUACUUGCCAAUUUAGACUUUUAGCUGGAAGAUUUUUUUUUUUUUUUUGCACAAUGCCAAAAAGUAGGUACUAAUAUGAAAGUGAUCUGAGUGCUGUUGAAUGUGUGUGUGUCAGUGUUUUCAGUCCGUUUCUCCGGGUUCAGCGUGUUGCUUCGCGUCUCUUGCGGCUGACUGUUAUAAAAGGAUUUUCCGGCGAAGCCGUCGUAGCGACGCCGGGCCUUUUGAAGACACAGGCGUCCACAGCAUGCGACCAAGCUUAAAGCAGUGCCUGUUUAUUACGUGCGCGUGUUUGAGGAACCUUAAAGUAAUGUCUUAAAAUCGUCACUUUUUUUUGCAUCUGACGUUUUUGAACCGGUCUAUCCGCUCCACACCCAUCCGGGGGGAGGGGGCGAGUUGAGUCGGGACGGAGCGCUUGCGGUAGACGUCUUGAGAAGUGAAAGACGGCGGCCUCGGAAGGUCAACGCGGGCUCCGCUCCGAAUUAGGCGGUUUAAAAAUGCAUGGCCUGUCAGGAGAAUGCCUUGAGUGUUGCAGCAAAGCGCGUUCGCUGUUUUUCACGCAUGGUUUGCUCGUGAAUGUACUCCUCUUUUUUUUUCUUUUUUUUUUUUUUUUUUAAACAACACACACUUUCGUUUGUCGUUAUCGAAGCCGUGUUUCUCCGUCAUCCUUUAAAUGUUCCCAGCGUCUGGCGUUAUGAGCGUCUCUUUGACGUCCCGCUUCCAGGCGCCGGAGACAGGCAGCGCCUAAUUAUUCCAGGGAUCAUGAGAUAAUGGGCUCUGACAGCGGCUCCCGUCGGCUCACCUCCCUCCUCCCGCCGCCCCGUCCCAUUCCGUGAUAUCCGGACGGGGAUUUGACACGGGGUGACCUCCUCCUCCUCUCCCCUCUUCCAUCCACUUGGCAUUUCUAACUUCAUUCCCUGCUCUUCUCAUGGGAACCAACUCCUGCCUCUCCGUAUGACUCCAUCAUCUGCUGGAACAAGUUCUUUUAGUGUAUUUCCUGUGUUGUGCAGUAUUUUAUUUAUUUCGUAUCAUUCGUGUCUAUAUAUUGAAUUUUUAUUUUAUUUUAUUUUUUACAAUUUGCUCAGUGGCUUGAAGCGCGUGUGAGUCACUGUCAUGUGGGAGCCGGUUGUGAAAAGAUUUUAUUUAAUAUGCGUUGAAUAAUUAUUUAGCAGCAGCUCGACUACUCAGAAAGGUGUUGUGAUGAUUCUCUAGGGAAAUAAAUGCCACCGUGCAUUUUACUCGGUAGCAGACUCUGGUAAUCCUUUUAUGGGCACAAAGCGAAUGCUUAAUUAAUUCAUGCAUGAUUAAUUGUUUCUUUUGAAUUAAUUGUGUUAAUGCAGCGAUGUAGAAAGGUGUGCUGAAAAAAAACAAACAAAAAAAGAAAAUAGGCUGCACAACCAGAAACCCAGCAGAAAAAUCCAAAUAUCAGGUAGUUUUCCGAGACUCCCAUCAGCCUCAGCUGUUUGGCUGAUAAUAACGUAAAGGAUAAAGAUGAGACACGUUAAACACGCUAGUAGGCAUGGGGCUGGUUUCCACUAUGUUUCAUAUCCUCUUAAUUUGAAAGUGCAGAGGGGAAGUGCCUGUCUGUUUGGAGCAGGUGUGGGAACUAGCGCCACCUAUCUCUUUCUGUGUUAAUGCUGUUUUGAAGCUGCAGUUGGAAAGUACAAGUUGCUCUUAAACAGACAACUCAAACAGUCAUUUUCUGUGCAUAAACUCUCAAAGUACCAUGAAAUUUAUCAAAUGUUUUAUUCUAUGUUUUGGCCAAAUGGACCAUUAUUUAUGUCGCAUUUCUGAAAUCUGUACAAAGUUUUAUUUUCCAAAUCAAUGUUUCAAAAUAAACCCUAGAAAACCGAUACUUAAAAUAAAUGUAGCUAGUUAUUACCCACCUCUGGUUCCAAUAAGUGAAGCAUAAAAAUAGUUGGUCGUUUAUCCAAACGAGUCUUUAAUUGGGACAUUUACCACAAACCAAAACAAGAGAAUACUCACUUUUCUGCUCACUAAUAAAAAGUAAACAUAAAAAAACAUCUCAGGAAAAAAAAAAA
Poecilia reticulata (guppy) is the source of this 5087-nucleotide messenger RNA. RefSeq names its product E3 SUMO-protein ligase PIAS1-like. NCBI's taxonomy places the organism in Eukaryota, Metazoa, Chordata, Actinopteri, Cyprinodontiformes, Poeciliidae. Gene Ontology annotation, cellular component: chromatin. The record is from RefSeq and is a predicted model, not a curated record. Gene Ontology annotation, biological process: protein sumoylation; regulation of transcription by RNA polymerase II. Gene Ontology annotation, molecular function: zinc ion binding; transcription coregulator activity; SUMO ligase activity.